This is a messenger RNA of Uncinocarpus reesii 1704, 1071 nucleotides long. RefSeq lists its product as uncharacterized. The record is from RefSeq and is a predicted model, not a curated record. Lineage: Eukaryota; Fungi; Ascomycota; Eurotiomycetes; Onygenales; Onygenaceae. The transcript has 2 exons. The coding region runs from base 1 to 1071 and encodes 356 amino acids.
AUGGCAUCAAGGACUUUGGGUUCAGCAGCAUGCAACCCCAUCCGCCAGGCGGUGCGAUCUGUGUUCAUCAAGUGGUUAUCCGCCGUGGGUGACUCGUUGAUGGAUUUUAGCCUCGUUGUCGACGGAGAGCUAUUUAUAAACGGGAGUUUCCAGGAUGUUGAACUUGGCCUCUUGCCGUCUGGGUCGUCGAGCCCGGUCUGUGUCGUCAAGGUUGCAUUCGACGAACCCAAGGCCAAAUGGUUAUCCGAAGCCGUUCGCUUGGUGUAUGGGCCAGAGAAUGAUUGUCGAAUUGCAAUUGUCGUGGAGAUUCAUGCCGAGCCGGACGAGAAUCGCCCUCCACCACCAGAGAAAGAGAUGUGGCGUUCUCUCCCAUUUAUGUACAAACACAACGUUGGGCAGUUGGCGACGACAAUUGCGCAGUUUUGCUUUCGCAAGGGGUACUACCUCAGUGGUUGCUUUACGUGCCGGAUCCAUGUGUUGUGCUUGCGGUGGAGGGAGUCGGAGCUCCUCUGGGAAUGUAGGUUGAAAAACGAGGAGCUUAUUCUGGAGACAAAACACGACGAGCAGGACGAAUAUCCCAACUGGAAAGAGCUCCUCUUACCCGAAUGGACUGUGAGGAAGAAGAUUUUGCUUCCGUUCGACGACGUGGUGGAGGCCAUCAUGGACUCCAUUCCCGCGUACGAAGAGAUGGUGAGCCUCCGUAUGGCAGGCAAGAAAAAAAAGGCGCUCCUCCCGCCAAUGGAGAAGUGCAAGAAAUGCAGGUUUUGCAAACGUCACCUUGAACCUAUCAACGGGCUCAAGCGUCUGUACGAGAAGGAGGAAAGAGAAAAAGAGGAGAAGAAGAGAGUCUUGAAAAGCCACACAGCAAGUGUAGCCGGUCGACAGGUCCGGGGGACGCAGGACAAGCGGAAGAUCGCCGACCAAUUGAAGGAGCCAGAAGCAGGUGAUGCGGAUGAAGAGAUGGAAGAUGGAAUGUUCGAUGCUGAUGAUGGAGGAGAUGAAGCAGAGGAGCCAAGUGAGGAUGAAUGGAGUGAAUACGAGGAUGACAGCACCGACAUGACUUCGGAUUGA